Messenger RNA from Globicephala melas (long-finned pilot whale), 687 nucleotides. RefSeq names its product anaphase promoting complex subunit 13 (gene ANAPC13). Gene Ontology annotation, biological process: protein K11-linked ubiquitination. Gene Ontology annotation, cellular component: anaphase-promoting complex. The record is from RefSeq and is a predicted model, not a curated record. NCBI's taxonomy places the organism in Eukaryota, Metazoa, Chordata, Mammalia, Artiodactyla, Delphinidae.
CCCCUCACAUUUAAUUGAAGCAACAUCCUCCCUGACUCCCCCUCCGCGCCUGCAAAUGGGCUCACCCAUAUCUGGGGAUCGGAGAGAAGACCGUGCCGGUCACGUGACACUGAGGGCGUGGUCCGCUGGAGGCGGGCGCUGCGCUGGGCCGGUUGCUGAUCUGGCAAGAUCAAAGCUGCAGGAGAAUGGACAGUGAGGUACAGAGAGAUGGAAGGAUCUUGGAUUUGAUUGACGAUGCUUGGCGAGAAGACAAGCUGCCUUAUGAGGAUGUUGCAAUACCACUGAAUGAGCUUCCUGAACCUGAACAGGACAAUGGCGGCACCACAGAAUCUGUUAAAGAACAAGAAAUGAAGUGGACUGACUUGGCCUUACAGUACCUCCAUGAGAACGUUCCCCCCAUUGGAAACUGACGCCUGGCUCCUUGUUCAUCCACAGAUUUUUUUUAAAUACAGAUACAAAAUGUUUUCUUUCAGCCUCCUAAUUUGAGUCUUUUAGUGUUAGAUCAAUACUCAAAAAUGUACAACUAAUUUUGUGGCCACAAAAUGCAAUGUGGAAAUACUCAACCCGAACCGGAAGCUGAUGGCGAUUUCUUGGGAUUGCAGAAUAUCUGGCCCUUUGAACCUAAAGUUCUUCAUUGACUAGCUCGUAUUUGAGCAUGAUUGAUUAAACAUUUGCCUUUAACUCUGA